GUACUUUUUUGGACUUUUGCGCUUAUCCUUUUUGAACAGAGCAGGCGAAGGGGCUUUUGAAUUGAAUUUCUCUCCGCACAUACAAACCGUUUCCAAACAGAGAGUCUAAAAUUCUUUAGUACUGAAAAGAUCGCGGUUUUGUAGAGUCGUCGUACGGAUUUUCCUCGUCGUCGUCAACGUCGUCGUAUAUGAGUGUGUCGAGUGUGUUUUUUUUUCAUCAAAGAUAACACAAAAUUGUUUAGUGUUAAAUGGUGAUUUGUAUAUUACUCGAAUAAUCUUAUCUAUACACUACAUACGCAAAAACGUACAUACAUAUGUAUCCGGUUAUUUAUUUGAAGAUGAUCAAACAAAAAUAAUGUCAAAUUAGUUGUUGUUGUCAGUUUUGAUGGUUUUCUAAGACAAUAUUUAUUGACGGUUUCGGUAGUAAAAUCUUUGCCCCUCUCGUAACUCGUGGUGGUUUUAAAUUGUUGAUUUCGAUUUUCUCUGAAGCUGCGAAGAUGGAUUAACCGAGUGCGGAUUGGGAAAUGUCGGAUUCAAUGUGUUUCUAUUUGGGAAUUUUAGUGUAAAAUUUGAUUAAAAAAAAUAAUGUCCAACUAAAGUUUUGAAUUUGUGAAAUACCUUAAUAAAAUAUUAAAUUACAUAAGUGUUCAGGGCUAAACAAGAAAAAAAAUUGAAAAUAAUCUUCAGGGAUACCUACAUCAACAAAAAAGGGAAAUAUUAAUUCUGGUUCAAUGUAAAUUAACCCCCUUCUGGUUGACAUAAAUAAUUAAUGUAAAAUAAAACAUUAAUUCAGUGGCCCUCUCUUAGCAUACACUUCAAUAAAAAUAAACCUAACCAAAAAGUACACAGAGCAAGGAACAGCACCAGCAAAAUCCAGAGCCACAUCAAGAAAAAAUAACUUACAAAACAAAAAGGAUAUGCACGCAAUAUGUUUAGAGUACAAGGAAUAGAAAUAUGAUUUACAAAAAGAAUACCAAAAUACACAACAGGAGAUAGCAUUGCUGCUUGUUGAACAAAAAUAAAACAAAAUAAUACCGAAAAAAAACUCCUUCAUCGCCACCAUCAUAGCUGGAUGUUAAGUUAAGCUUCCCCUUCGGCAUGAUACAAAAUUUUGCAAAAAGCCAACAAAGUGGCCGAGUAUCAUAAAUACCAAAUAACAUCAUCAAUCCCAUGCAGAUGAUCCUGAUGUAGAAUAGACCGGGGGAUGGUAGAGAGCGGUGUGACGAUGAUGAACAUAUCGCAUAAUCGUGUCCAUCACAGCUACAGAAUUUAACUCAGUUUAUUUCUUUUUGCUCUUCCAUUACUUCGACGAAACAUAAUCAUAUGGGCUGCCACUGUCAUCAGCAGCAGCAGUAGCAGCAGCAGCAAUACAAGCCGGAACAGGACCUGCUAUUCAAAUGAAGCAAUUUCCUCGGCGAUAACAAUAAAACCUCACUUCCUUCGCAGGAGGCUCUGUAUACAGACACAUCCAAUCGUACAAACAAGAGCAGAAGCACAAGCUCUUAGCAGAGAGGCAACAUCAGCACUGCGUCGCACUGCUGUGCCCCACCCUGCCUUCUCAUCAUCGUCGUGGGUAUAGUACCUAUAGGUAUAUUCAUAAAAAGGACUCUUGGCUUCCUUCCUGUUGAGGUCGUCAACGUUUUGGUUUUUGGAUGGAGAAAAAUAUAUAUUUAUCGUAAAAAGUAACCGCAUACCACUGGGGUUACGACUGACGGGAUUCUUGUUCUGAAUCAAAAGGCCAACACCACCGCGCCGCGCUGAUGGUAUGUGCCUCUUUCCUCUAUAACCGUAGAACCAACUAACCAACCUUUUUCCCUGCUGCAGAUCGAUGAAAGUGCUCAACAUAUGCAGGAAACAUAAAGGAUGAAUCUUAUAUUAAAUACAUAAUUAAAAAAAAAAAAAAAAAAGAUAUUUUGCUCCACGACUCGUGCAAAUGACGUGUAAUCGCAUAAAAGUUACUAUAUAUACAUUAUAACGCACGUGAUGUGUGGCAGCCAUUCAUCCAAAGCGGUACAUGGUUGUAGAAAAUGUGCCGAUAAUAAUGACAGCUACCAAGUUGUUAUUCUGAAAUUUGUACCUUAAAAGCGAACACAACACCACACAACAAAGCAAUCGCAUUAACAUAACAUAAGAUACUAAAAUAUCUAUCAUACCUGCCCCCAUAUAAACCAACAUAAUAUUAUAAAGCUCCUGAGAUUUUUUUUAAUUCACCAACCGACACAUUCCAGUUUGUGGCAUUAACGUAAAAAAUAAGGGCUUACUCAAAGCAAAAACUCCAACCUUUUUAUUAAAAGCAACAAAUCUUUUGUUUAUUUAUUUUUGUCUUUUAUUUCUUUUGAUCGACAAAAUUUUGUACGGCUCUGUGAUAUUUAUUGUGAAAAGAAAAGUGCGUCGGGGAUACCUGUGUGCGUGCGAGUUCUUUAACCUUUUAGUUUUUUUUCGGUUGUAUUUUUAAUUGCGUGAAUUUUGUCUUAUUGUUUUUGGUUUUAAAUUCUCAGUUCUCAAAAAAUUGUUACUGUACAUAACUUGCGGCGUGUACCUCCUUCCUUGCUUAAGAUAAAAUACAACAAAAACAAAAACAUGGAGUUUGCUUCUCCGAUUAUAUUUUGCAUCAUUAUGAUUUGUUUGCGACACAUUUCAUCGCAUGAACACGCCGAUGGAUAUAAGCCAGAUGGUGAAAUACUUCGUGUUCUAGUUAAUAGUUCUGCUCAAAUAAAAUGUGAUGUAGGAUCAAGUUUACCAGAUGACAAGGUUCUUCUUGUUGUUUGGUAUAAAAAUAAUCUUCCAAUUUAUAGUUUUGAUACAAGAGGUGCUCAUGCUGGUACCCCAUCGCAUUGGAGAGAUGAAGAAGUACUGGAAGACCGAGCGGUCUUUAGAACGCACAAAGAGCCAGCUGAAUUGAUAAUAAAUCCUGUUAAAAAAAAGGAUGCAGGGAAUUUCCGAUGUAGAGUAGAUUUUAAGUUAUCACAAACUAGAAAUAGCAAUGUCAAUUUAGAAGUUGUUGGAAUUCCUGCGCCUACAGUAACAUGGCUCAUGAAUGGUCAAAUGCAAAAUGGAAUAACUGACUUCUCUUAUGAUGGAACUGUAAAUAGUAAACUAGUUGUCAGAAAUUUGUCACGAAUACAUCAACAUGCUAUUUAUACAUGCCAAGCCAGUAAUUUUCAUAAAAAAUAUGUAUCAACCAAUAUCACCAUCGAGCUGUACUUAAGACCUCUUUUGGUGGAAAUAUCAUUUAACAAUCAACCAAUGUCAGCGGAUAGAAAAUAUGAAAUUGAAUGUCAAGCGAUAGGAUCAAGACCGCCAGCAAAGAUUACGUGGUGGAUGGGCAACAUUGAAUUGCAUGGGCACAGUCAAAAGGUAUCCGAAGAUGGAAAUGUAAGCAUAUCCGUUUUAUCUCUAACGCCAACAAGGGAAGACCAUGGCAAAGGCUUAGCUUGUCGUGCAACAAAUGAACUUGUGCGAAAUGGAAUUAGAGAGACUGCAAUGAAGUUAAAUGUUUUCUUUAUACCAACAUUGCAAUUGGAUCUCGGAUCAAAUCUUAAUCCAGAGGACAUAGAAGAAGGCGAUGAUGUUUAUUUUGAGUGUAAAGUUCAAGCUAAUCCGGCGGCAUACAAAGUUAUUUGGAAACACAAUAACCAAAUUAUUCAACAUAAUCAAAGAGCUGGGGUUAUUGUCAGCAGUGGUGAUUUAGCUCUUCAAGGUGUCACACGCCAUCAAGCUGGUAAUUACACAUGUACGGCGUCAAAUGUUGAAGGCGAUGGUGACAGCAAUAUUGUUGAACUUAAAGUGAUGUAUAAGCCAAUAUGUCGACAGGAUCAAAAGAAAAUCUAUGGUGUUGCUCGAAAUGAAGCCGCGGAAAUAUCUUGUGAGGUUGAUGCAUUUCCCCCACCGGAAAAUUUCAAAUGGUCAUUCAAUAAUACCGCAGAGACAUUCGAUAUGCCACAAAGUGGCUUCCGAGCACAUUCAGCGCAAGGAUCAACUCUAACCUAUACCCCGGUAAAGGAAAUGGACUUUGGCACCAUUAUGUGCUGGGCGGAUAAUAAUGUUGGACAACAGAAGGAGCCUUGCGUAUUUCAUUUAAUUGCUGCCGGAAAGCCAGAAAUACCAACAAAUUGUACUGUGGUUAACCAAACAUCGGAUUCAUUAGAAGUUUAUUGCAUUGAAGGAUUUGAUGGUGGCCUUAGACAAUGGUUCCUUAUGGAAAUAUUUGAUCAGCAUAGUGGCAAUUUGCAAGCGAAUAUUUCAUCGAAAUAUCCCAUUCUAAGUGUGACACACCUUGACUCAGGCCGGCUGUUCAAGAUCUUCGUGUAUUCGGUGAACUUACGAGGUCGUAGUGAAGCUGUCAUAUUGGAAGGUUUCACACUGAAGGCAGCUGAAAAACAAACAGUUGCACUCACAUCAUACAAAGGAUCUCAGGCAAACUUUGAGCUAACACCAAUCCUUUCGGUUGGCAUUUUUGUUGGAGUCUUAGUUGCAUUAGUCUGCAUUGGAAUUGGUACAAUUGCUGCAUUGAAAUUACGCUCGCAUAAACAACAACAGAAAUACCAACAUCAAAAUCAGAAAUUCUCACGUCCAGGCAAUUUACAAAUUAAGGAUAAAAUAUCCUUGCCAUUGAGUCAUUCCGAAGAAAUGUAUGAUGAAAAAAAUCCAGAUGUUGUGCCCUACAAUGAAGUGGAUGGUGAAUACAAACAGAAAUCAGCAACACAAACGCCAUCAGGACAUUUGUCUACCACCAGUGAAGCGGAAAUCACGUGCAACCCAUCGGACGACCGGGGCUUAUACCAAUCUGCAAAGGACGAUGAACUGCACUAUGCUGAACUGGCUCUAACCGGUCCGCCAAAGAAGUCCGUAUCAGUUGACUGCAGCAGUAUACUUUUAAGUAGCAGCAGUGGCAGCAGUACCAAGAAACUGCUGCCCAAUUGCCCUCCCACAAAUCUAACAACUAGUACACUGAAUAGAACUAAAAUGGCAGCACCACCACCCGCCUACGAUUACUUUGACGAACCAACGAUAUACGCUCAAAUAGAUCACUAUAAGACGCAAGGCAGUGCCUCGGCGUCAAACUCAUCCACAUCACCAUUCCCGCCCUGUAUAUCAUCACCCGUGUCGCAGGGAACACCGUCGACGGUGUCUCCCGGAACAGUGGCCAUUUAUGCUAUGCCGCAGCAUCCUGGUGGAUACCACACACUGCCGCAUCAUCAUCACCAUCAGCAGCAACAACAGCAUGCAGCGUUGACGCUAGGACAUCCAGUGGCGACGGCAAUGGGUGGUAGUGUUUCACCGGCUCCAGCAACCCACAUGGCCCUCAAACAACAACAGCAAUCUCUAGGUAGUUCUGCUGGACUAGCAGCAGCGAUUGGAAGCCCAACAGCAGCUGUGGUGCCAUCGGGUAUGGGAAAAUCGUACUCUCGGGAAAUAGUUACUGUACGGACCCCAUUAAUGUACUCGCAGCAGGAGAGUUGUGUUUAAUUUUAAUUUAUUGCCACUCCACCUCCCUUCAACGAUUAUUUUCGUGUUUUCCUUGUAUUAAUGCUGCCUCUGGCUCAGCCUCUGCCUCAGCUUCUGCCUUCGUUACCCAAUGUAUAUCCUUCAGUUGAUUUGAUAUGUUGUUUUUCCGAGCGCAGUGUAAUGAAAAUUUAUAUUUGUUAUUAAAAUGAAAACAAGAUAUUAAUUCAGAUCAUUGUUACUCUGGCAAUGGCAACAAAAAAGUCAACCUCACAUUCCCCCCCCCCCCCCCUCUUUUCACGUAAAAGUUUUAAUUCGUUAUGAAUAUGAUCAAAUGUCUGGAUGACAAGUCAGAAAAAGUGAUGAAAUAAUAUUCAUCUCCUACUUUUCCCUAUCACCUCUCCUAAAAAGACGACACGACACGAGGUCUACAGUGAACGCUAAAUUAGCGUAAAUAAAUCGGUUGAACGUCAACAUCAACAUCAUGUUCAUGAGUGAGUUGUUUUUCUGACUCGUGAGUAAAACACAACCGUGAGUGCUUUUUACAAACAAUCAACUGAAGGCCAAUAUUACAUACAGAAAAUGUGUAUAAAAUGAACAUAUUAAUUUAAUUUUGUAUAAAAUUAUUAUAAUACAGCAGAUACAAAAGUUUCGCAUGAUUUAAUUUAAUGAUAAUGCACAAAGUGAAGAAGAAGUUGUUAAAAAAAGUGCUUUUUCAUAAAUAUUUAUAUGUACAUAUACUAAAUUUUCUCUUUGAGUUAAAUUUAAAAAGAAACAAAUUUAUUUAUAUCUGUUAAUUUAAGUUGAUUAAAGUUUAAGCCUUUUUUUGCUCCUUGUUUUUCCCAUAGGUUUUCGGUACUUUAAAGAUUGAUUUAUGUAUAAAAGUUUUUCUUAAAUAACGCAAUCAGUUCUUAAAAACAAAAGCAUUUUCACAGCUCACAAAAUAAAAAAAAAAACUCUAUUUCUGAAUAUUAAUUAAACUUUUGGAAAUAGGAAAAAUACAUUAAAACAAAUUUUCAGACUUCAUCGACUUGUGUUGCCAACAAAACUGUUAAAGGAAUUCUAGGAUCAUCACAUCUUUCGAACUCUGGUCGUUAAUCGUGUAUUUUUAAAAACAUACUGAUCUGCCUGGGCGAUGGUCCUUUUUUACUUAGUCUCAACUAAGAGUUUAUCAAUUUUUUAAAUUAUGACAAACGAUCAUUAUAUUUGAGACGCUCUUCAUUUUUAAUUUUAGACUAAUCACAAAUUCUGGGAAGAUAGAUACAGGCGUCAAUUAUAAUAAAUUUGAAAUUCCUGUUUUUCUAUGAGGUAUAACCAAAAGAAUGAUAUAUCAAAACAUCAAAAAUCUUCCCUUAUUUGCAAAAAUGUGUAUCUAAGAAGUUUUGGUUGCAACUUUCUGCUUGCCAAACGCAUUUAAAUAAUUUGACGAUUCAACUUAAAAGAAAACAUUCUAUUGACUACACAUUCUACUCAGGAGAAGUGUUCUGAUAUAAGCAUAAAGUAAAUAGAGUUUUAAGUUGUAGGCAAGUCAAGCAAAAUCAUGCAACCCAAACGUCUUGGACACACAUUUUUGCAAUCAGGGGAAGUUUUGUGAUGUUUUGGUAUAUCUUUUGGUUAUACCUUAUGGGGAACUAUUUAUCGGGGUUUUAAGUUUUAAAAUGUGCCUUGCAAGCAGAAGGCUUAAAUUAAACGUCUUAUGUCCGAUUUAAUAAACAAACACUAAAAGCACUUUUUUCUAAAAGCUUUUUAAAUUUUAUCAUUCCUAAAUUUGUUCAGUUUCACCAAGCUAAAAAUGGGUAAUUUCAGGGAUAUUUUUGAUAAAUAGAGCUCUCCUCACAACCCUGUAAAAAGAAAACCUCUUUUUUCUUUCUAUUAAGCGAAUUGUGUGAGAAAAAAUGAGAAAGCAUUAUAUGUUGAAAUAAAUGACAAGAAUCUCAAAAUACAACAGAGUAAACAAAUCAAAAACAAACGUUUGAGUAAUCGUGUGGCUUGGACGGUGGCGUAUAACUAUAUAUAUGAUGUUCUUCUUCGUCAGAUGAAGAUGACGAAUCUAAUAUUCGAAUUAAAAAUUAAAAUCAUAAAAAUAAUAUUAUAAAUAGUAAUGCAAUGUUGAAUUGGUUAACCUAUUCAUUCCGUAUCGAAAAAUAUUGAGAAUAAACAUUUUACGAAGUAAAACAUCAGCUGUCAACCUGUCAUUUUCAUUUUUUAAUGGCACUUUUAAAAUUUAAUGAGCCAAAAACGGGCAUUUAGUUUUAAAAGGGGUGUAAUAGCUUAUUUUCUUUAAAAACGCUUGGUGAAACCAAAAUAUCCCAUUUUACAGUUUAAAAUCUUGUUAAAUGUUUGAAAGUUGUUUAUGAAAUUGGGCAUUAGACACACAUUACCCGCGUUUUGUUUGAAAGUAGAAUAGUAGGAUUUUACACGAAUAAGAAAAAUAUUAUCCGCAGUAUGAAUACUACCGAUGAAAGUUAAAGAAGAAUCUUGCUACGGAUUUGAUUUUGACAUUUAUACGAGCCUCGAAUGGAUCUUAUGUAAUUUCAUUCUCACAUGUUGGUACGAUUGAUAUUGCAUUUGUAUCUCGAUGGCUGCGUUCGUUGAGUAGUUGUGCAUUUGGAAUUAUGAAUGGGUAGGGAAAAAAUAUCAGUCUAUUAUUGUUUAUAUUAUUUAGUUUUUUUUUAUAAUGAAAAUGGACUAAGUGGGCUUAUUUUGCAAGAGCAAACAAUAGAAAAUAUAAUUAAGUUUUGCUAUGUUUCCACCAAAGGUUUAUCUCAGAUUAGAUAAACCUUCCUGUACUCGCGCAUUUUGACAAGACACAUAUACUCCCGCACGGUCUCUCAGACCGAGAUUUUAUCUCGUCUCUACGUUCACGAAUAUGUUUUUUCCAAUUAGUUUUGCGGUUUAUUUUAAAGAAAGUAAUAAAGUUAAAUAAAACAAAUAGAAAAACAUAGGAACUUUAUACUUUAUUUGGUAGCAAUUUCAUUUUAAACAGGCUUCUCAAAAAAUUUAGUUUUUUUAGGACCUUAGCUUAAAAAAUAAAAAUAAAUAUUUUUUUUCAAUAAAAACAAACAAAAACUUAAUAAACUUAAAACUUAAUAAAACAUAAAUGCAUACUCGAGAAAAAAAUAUUUCUUGCAUUUCAUGUAGUUGUAUUUUGUUUUUCGGUUUUUUUUUUUUGAAGAGCUAAAUGAACAGCACCCUGUUUGAUUAUUUCCAGAUGAUCCUGGAUUAGUUUGAUCAAGUUUGCACACUUCUAAAAUCCUCAGUCUCAAUGUUCGUGGCAGACUCAAAAUGAAUGCCCGUUUUUUAGAUGAGGCAUUAUUAGAUCAUAUGACAGUUUUUCAAUAAACUUUCUGGGGCUUGUUUUUGUGUCCAUAUGUAUAUGUCCAUAUUAUAUAUGUAAAAUAUAAACAUCCCUAAAGUAAAACAAUAUUUUUCACCCACCAAUGUUCUAAAAUAAAAAAAAUUACUUACCCAAAAAUUGUAACACUUGUACUCGCGUUGGUCUGACAGACCGAAAACACGUAAAAAACACAACACGUCUACCUGGCAAGUGUCCUUGCGCCCAGCUAAUCGAAAGAGAAUACAUAUAUAGGAAGCUACUGAGAACUUCAAAGAUGCACGGAUGUUAUUUUUCAAGUAAACAAAGAAUUAAUGAUUUGUCGGUCUGAGAGACCAAUGCGCGAGUAUAGAAAGGUUAAAAAUGAUUAAGUUUGACAGCACUUUCUAAAAUGCAAAAGGUUUUUGGAUGUUUCUUAUGAAGUGGAAAAAAGAAAGUUUAAUUCGUGUUAAACAAUGAAGAACUGAAUAGUUCAGCACAAUAUAAGAAUAUGCUACCUACUCCAUGUGUUUUUUUUUUUAAUUUGAUUUUAAAAAAAACUAUAUUUUUCGUACAAAAACAUGCAAAUAGACAGCCCAUAACGCAUUAUCUGUAAAACCAACUCCUCCACACAGGUUUUUCUUCACAAAUUUUGACUCGACUUCGAUUCCUGAUCGGAAUCGAGGCGAAUCAAGUUCAUUUCAACUCGAUUCAGGCAUAUGAAGAAUUUAGGUGAGCUUCAAGCUCGCAUCUACACCACAUGUUAAUGUAGUAGUGUACGAACAAACCCCCUUCUUGUAGUUUUUAUUUUAUGUCGAAUUGUUUGGUUAAAACUUUGAAAUCCACUAUCUCAUUACACAGACGUAUUUUCUUGAUUUUGAUAGUCAACUAUCAAAAAUCAGCUUACACGAUUUCACCCCUGGUCUCAAUUUCAAUUUGUUUGGAAUUUAAUAUUCUGGCAAAUAUUAAAUUAAAUCAACUUUGAAAUAUAAAAACCGGACUACUGUGCAUCGUUCUUUUGGCAAUUUCUCACUGUACUAUACAACAUGGAAUACCAAAAAAAAAAACACAGCUAUUUUUUGAAAUCACGAGAUUUGUUCCUGAUUUUUUGGUGUAUCCCUCAUGUACUUAUCAUUCUGACCUCAAAAGCGAAAAAUGAGCAUUUUCUAACGCUUAAACUUCAACAACAGCUGAAUAAAGUCGUUAAAAUAUUAAGGAAUUUGGUCUACUAGAAAUAAUUUGUGAUUCAUUUGUGUCACCUUUCCUUUUACCACAUUAACCAGACUGUUAUCUGUCUAAAAUUAAAAUUCAAAGCUUUCAAAAAAGGAAGAAAAAAAUUAAUUGUAAUAUUAUUUGAUAUUUUAUUUUGAUGCAUCAAUGGAACCAUUUUAAAAUUUCAGUUAAAUGCUUUCGUAUCUCUUUUUACUUUGAAUGCUAUGAAUUCAUGGAGAGUUGAAAGCGUAAUGAAAAUGUAAAGUGCUAUUGGAAAUUAUUUGAGGUACUUAUUUAACAUAUUUUUUUUUUUCAAAUUAUUAGCACUUUUAGUCAGCGUUAAGUAAAUACUUGCUUUAUUUCAUAAGUAGUGUCUGUAGCCAAGCAAUGAUAUUUUUCUAGACAAACAAAAGUUUUAAAAUAAUAUUUUAUUUCUGCAAUAAAAAAGGCUUAAAUGAAUUACUUAAAGUUUUGUUAAUUCAAAAGAUAGUCGUUAUUAUUUUAUUUAUUUAUAUUUUUAAAGAAAAAAAGGCUAAGCACAAAAGGUUGUGGUCGCGUCUAAUUUGCUAUAAUUAUUUUUAAGACAUUUUAUUAACUAAUCUUUUAACAAAUACUGCAACAAAAAAAAAGAACUCUCUCAUUGAAUUUAUAAGUCAAUUUUGUAAUAAGAAAAAGAGCAAAUAAAUACGAACAAAUUUAAGCAAUAUCAACCCCUAGUUUUACAAUUUUCUAAUAUUUUUUUUAUUUUUUGAUGAACUAUAUAAUAUGUAAACAUAUGAAAUUCAAAACGUAAAAAAUACCAAAUUCAAAGAUGAUACGACGAUUUAAAUGUUCCUUCCUUAUACUAAGGCUAACAAUAAACUUAAACAAUCUAAUUGUAAAGUUUCUCAACAAGAAAAAAUCCAAAAAAUAAAACAACAACAAAUGUGUGUAAAUA
Molecule: messenger RNA, 10907 nt
Organism: Eupeodes corollae
Lineage: Eukaryota; Metazoa; Arthropoda; Insecta; Diptera; Syrphidae
Product: hemicentin-1
Exons: 16
Coding region: 2581-5469 (962 amino acids)
Molecular function (GO): protein binding
Source: RefSeq, a predicted model, not a curated record